This is a messenger RNA of Amoebophrya sp. A120, 315 nucleotides long. The record is from the annotation of a GenBank genome assembly. NCBI's taxonomy places the organism in Eukaryota, Dinophyceae, Syndiniales, Amoebophryaceae.
AUGAAAUUCCAGCAAGUGGACGACCACAAUUACCACCAACUGCGGGGCCCGGAAAGCUUUUGGAUCCCGACCAACAGGAUAUCGUUGACGCUGCUCGAGAAAAACUGGCAGGACUCUCGCUGGGGUUUGGAGGGCCCGGCCCGAAGCGCAAGGCGAGCCUGCGCUCGGAUAGGACGGCCAGCACACGUCUUGGGGACGAGCACCAAGGCGCAGGAGCAUCUUCAUCAGGACCGGUCUCUGUCAAUGUAUCGAAUCGCACGAGCCCGGACUCCUCGCCAAGCAGCGGCCGCCCAUCAGGGGAACUGCCCACUGUAG